Pollicipes pollicipes is the source of this 300-nucleotide messenger RNA. RefSeq names its product oxidoreductase-like domain-containing protein 1. The coding region runs from base 1 to 300 and encodes 99 amino acids. Gene Ontology annotation, cellular component: mitochondrion. NCBI's taxonomy places the organism in Eukaryota, Metazoa, Arthropoda, Thecostraca, Pollicipedomorpha, Pollicipedidae. The transcript is spliced from 2 exons. The record is from RefSeq and is a predicted model, not a curated record.
AUGGAAGGCUCCGGCGAUUCCGACGUUGCCACCUCCUCUGACGGCGAGUCGUCCUCUGGCGAGAGUGUGAAGCUGCUGGAGAACCUGUCGGCGCUGGCGGAGGCGGUGGACGCGCCGCCGCCAGAGCAACCCACCAUCUGCUGCAUGUCCGGCUGUGCCAACUGCGUCUGGAUCGAGUACGCCGAGCGACUGGCGGCGCACUACCGCGACGGCGGCGAGGCCGGCCGGCGCGCCAUCGAGGCUAAUGUGACCGACCCCAGUCUUAAGGCCUUCCUGCUGCUGGAGCUCCGCACCCGGUGA